UAUUUCCUCUUUGGAGAAGUCUUACAAAAAUCCAGAGCUCCUCUGUCUGAGAGAGACAAACAGAAGGAAAGAGACGCACAGACAGACAGAGGGGGGAGUGGAGAGAAGAGUUGUUUCAAGUGGAAAAUAAUGAGAUUGCAGCAAAGGAAAAACAAAGACAAACAACAACCCCUCUCUCAGCUGCCUGUCCACUCUUCUCCUGCCAUGAAUUUGCCAUCCCAGAAGUUGCUGUGAGGGCCUGACAAGGACGUACAGCAGAGAAGAGAGACAGGCGGAGGAGGGAGAAAAGCAGCAAACCUUGGCUGAAGUGAGGAAAAGGCAGUUGUGUGGGAGAGCAGAGGCGAAGAGACAGCAACGAAAGGUGGGGGAGUGGAGGAGUGUGGCGCCCCGUUCUUCCAAGCAAAGUGAGAGGGGAAACAGGAAAAUAAAAAGGAGAGAGGAGUGAUAAAGAAUAGGGGAAGGAGGGUGAAGAGACGGCUGGACAUGGGGCUUUGUGCUGUUCUCCUCAUCUGUCUCUCCCAGGCUGAGCUGGGCAGAGUCUGGGCUCAGGAGCAUGAAGAUGCACGGAGUGGGACUGCUCUGCGGACAGAUGGGGACCCGUCCAGUUUGCACAGAACUAGUAGAGGCCAGCAAACCUCCCACAAACACAGAGAAGUCCGCAACACAGUUGAUAUCUCUACCCUGCCGGACAACAUGACCCGCACAGUGGAGGACUCCCAGAGGUACUACAGAUGGCAGAGUUUUGGUCCAAAAGACAGGCGGACUGAAACCUUGUGGGUAGAUCUGAACAACCUGGAGAAAAGCCAAGUCAGAAUCCACGGGAUCCUGUCCAACGCGCACCGGCAGGCGGCGAGGGUGGCUCUCUCCUUUGAUUUCCCUUUUUAUGGACACUAUGUCAGACAAAUCAUCGUAGCAACUGGAGGUUUCAUCUACAUGGGGGAGAUCACUCAUCGAAUGCUCACUGCUACACAGUACGUCGCUCCACUCAUGGCCAACUUUGACCCCAGCUUCUCAACGAACUCAACAGUGAGGUACUCGGACAAUGGGAAUCUAUUUGCGGUGCAGUGGGACAACGUUCGUCUAAAGGACCGAGAGGCCGAAGGACCUUUCACUUUCCAGACAACCCUCCACAAAAAUGGAACCAUCGUUUUUAACUACAGAGAUAUCCCCUUACCAGUGGAGAAAAUGAAUUCCACUGAGCAUCCAGUGAAAGUCGGACUGUCUGACGCUUUCAUGGCAUUCCUCCCCGCCGCAACAAUCACAGAGGCAAAGCGGCGCACUAUCUACGAAUAUCACCGUGUUGAGAUCGACACCACAAAGAUUGUUAGCAGAUCUGCUUUCGAGUUCACGCCUCUCCCCACUUGUCUUCAGCACACAUCCUGUGAUCUCUGUCUAACGUCCAACUUGACAACCGGCUGUGGCUGGUGCAACACGCUUCAGCGAUGUUCUGACGGCAUCGACCGGCACAGACAAGAGUGGUUGGAUUACAACUGCCCUGAAGAGGCUAAAGGCUCAUGUGAGGACUACAACCCAGUGCUACCUGAGGGCUCCAUGAGCUCCUUCAACCAAUCAUCUCCAAGUCCAACAUUUUCCUCAGCGGUGCUUGAAGAGCAGCCCGUCACUAGGGGCUUCCUUUCAGAUUUACAGACGGGCCCUCCAAACCACAGCGGGAUAACGGAGAACACAGCCAUCAUAGCAGGUGUAGUGGCCGCACUAGCGCUGCUUGUGGCUCUGACCUUGUUGGCCGUUUACUACAUCAACACACACCCCACAGUUGCUCCACCGUUCUACCUCAUGCAGCGACGUACCAACAACUACUGGCCCUCUAUGAAGUUCCGAAACCAGGGUUGUCACUCCAGUUACGCUGAAGUCGAGCUUGGGGGUCACGAAAAGGAAGGUUUUGUUGAAGCUGAGCAGUGCUGCUAAGCUUUUCUGGACACGCAGGCUUCAGUCUGAAGAAGAAGGGACGCCAUCUUGAGGGAUGUAACGGCACUACGAGAGGAUGGACAUUCAGGCAGACCACCGACACGAGAUGUCCUUACUCCAACCUUUGCGGCUGGACAGUGUUUACUGUAACUGCUCUUGUAGCUCUUUCCAGCUUUCUCUGUGUCUUUUGCUGUUCGCCAUCACACGGGAUUUGCCAUAUUAUCCAAGGGUUGGAGGGUCUGAGAAGAAGCCGGCUGCGCAGGAAUGAUGAGAUGCAAAUGUUCUAACUGUCCAUCAAUGCAAGGGGAUGUCAGGGAAUGACUCAAACUAGCCUUCAUACUGCAAACCAAUGUACAGCUCAAUCCAUGUAUGUGUUUUUGUUUUUAUCCAUUUUCUUUUUGUUUCACGAAACUUCUACGCGAGCAACGAUUGGUUCAUAAAAUGUUAUACCUAUGUGGACUUCACUAUGACACAUAUUUAGCUAUAUAACUGAUAGUGAUUAUAAUGAUCAUCUUCUCUGGAGAAAUAUUGUUUGGAUGUACUUUAGAGACAUCAAGUUAUGAGAGCUUUACUUGAGCCUUUCUGUUUAAAUGUCUUCUAAUAAAAGCUGGUGGUGAGUGUU
Mugil cephalus (flathead mullet) is the source of this 2548-nucleotide messenger RNA. Its product is annotated as plexin domain-containing protein 1-like. Bases 484 to 1926 code for a protein of 480 amino acids. The transcript is spliced from 13 exons. Lineage: Eukaryota; Metazoa; Chordata; Actinopteri; Mugiliformes; Mugilidae. The record is from RefSeq and is a predicted model, not a curated record.